Molecule: messenger RNA, 258 nt
Organism: Penicillium daleae
Lineage: Eukaryota; Fungi; Ascomycota; Eurotiomycetes; Eurotiales; Aspergillaceae
Exons: 4
Coding region: 1-258 (85 amino acids)
Source: RefSeq, a predicted model, not a curated record
AUGCUCCGAAAUACCUUUAUCCGCAGCUUGCCUGCGGUAGAAUACCCGCGAUGGGAAAAUCAAUCUCCUAGCACUUGCUGCCUGAAUAUGAAGUCUCGGAGCCCUAAUGAGAUCGGAACCUAUGAUUAUAGCCGGCCUCCUCGCGCGGUUGAAGAGCUUAAGAAGAAAUUCGCGGAUGUUGCUAAAGAAUCUAUUGCUUGGGUGAGGGGGAACCUAGCGGAUUUGCCUGCCGGGGUCGCUGGGCCUGACUAUGCUUAG